AUGAAUUACAGGUAUAAAAGAAUCCGUAAGGCAGAGGAUAAACAACGACUUCAAGAACUCGAUAAAUUGAAACUGAAAAGAAAAGCUGAAAAGUACACUGUUCGGCGCAGCGAUCCAUUCAUUCAGAGAUUACGCGUUGUUGCUCCUCAUGGAAAGAUUACCAAGGAACACACUCGAUUGAUUUGUCAACGUUGUAGUGGUUUGGGUCAUAUUUGGAGCGAAUGUGCUCGUCCUGAAGCUCCACGUUCAACACUCAAAUUGAUUACUGAGAAAAUGGAAGAAUUCAUUCAAGUAUUUUUUGUGCAUCUUAAUGAUGAUAAUUUGGUUGAUUUCUCUGAAAAAUUUGAAAAGUUUAUCAUUAUGGAUGGGAUUGAAAAUAAUGGAACAGUUGAUCCAGUUGGACUUCAGUUACAAACUCGCUGUAAUCGUGGAGUUGUUACAAAGGGAGAUUUGCGAGAUUUGUGUAAAAAUUGUGCUUCUCUUGGGCAUGUUCCUGCUGAUUGCGGUCAGAGAUCUAUUUGCUCUAGACAACAUUACGAGAAAAUGCUUAAGCUUGUCGAUGCAUAUCGUGCGUUGGUUAAAGAAGGAAAUGGGAAUUUCUUUUUGCCUCGUAUAAAUCAAUCUCAAAAUCAACAACAACCUCAUUCUUCGAAUAUCAGUCACUCUUAUUCUACUGUGGUUAGACUUGUUGGAACAAAAGAACCAGAGAUCGUUUUGGUUGAUUCAGAUGAUGAAGGAUCGAAUGUCAAGCGUAAAAGUAAUCGAAAAAAGUAA
Molecule: messenger RNA, 774 nt
Organism: Meloidogyne enterolobii
Lineage: Eukaryota; Metazoa; Nematoda; Chromadorea; Rhabditida; Meloidogynidae
Source: the annotation of a GenBank genome assembly